Molecule: messenger RNA, 4440 nt
Organism: Micropterus dolomieu (smallmouth bass)
Lineage: Eukaryota; Metazoa; Chordata; Actinopteri; Centrarchiformes; Centrarchidae
Gene: edar
Product: ectodysplasin A receptor
Exons: 12
Coding region: 198-1733 (511 amino acids)
Biological process (GO): positive regulation of JNK cascade; positive regulation of canonical NF-kappaB signal transduction
Cellular component (GO): plasma membrane
Molecular function (GO): signaling receptor activity
Source: RefSeq, a predicted model, not a curated record
GCGCCAAAGUGGAGGCUGAGACACAACUUGCAGUAAAAACUCGCAGACAGCUAGUCCCUCGGCGAUGCUUAUCCGACACCACGCUAGAGAUUGAUCACCGAUCACCAGGACUGAUCGCCCGCCAGCCGAUCCCGCAGUGCAGCGGAGAAACCAGACCAGCGUGCCCCCUCUCUGAGCUCCAGGAAGAAGACGCAGACAUGUCAGAGAGGAGAGAUCAGAAGAAGUCCGUCUUUCUUUCCUCAUUAUUAGUGUGUUGUAUGUUUGCUAGUGCGGAGUAUUCCAGCUGUGGAGAGUACGAAUUCUUCAACCAGACCAGUAACAGUUGCCAGGCCUGCCCUCAGUGCCAGCCAGGACAGGAGCCGCAUAUGACCUGUGGCUACGGUGUGAAGGAUGAAGACUUCGCCUGUGUGCCGUGCCAACAGGGGAAAUAUUCCAAGGGGAAGUAUGAGAUCUGCAGACGGCAUAAAGACUGUGACGCCCUCUACAAAGCCACUGUUCGUGUAGCGGGAACCUCUGACAGCGACGCAGAGUGUGGACCCUGUUUACCAGGGUAUUACAUGCUGGAAAACAGACCCAAGAACAUCUAUGGAAUGGUUUGCCACUCUUGCCAGAAUGCACCACGCAAUACCAAAGAAUGUGGGCCAACAGAAAAACCUCAAAUUAACCCUGGCAGCACUACUGUGUUCCCUAAUCCACAUAAAGAUUCCACCGGACAAGGUCACCUUGCAACUGCUCUCAUUAUCGCCAUGUCAACCAUUUUCAUCAUGGCCAUCGCCAUCGUCCUCAUCAUCAUGUUUUACAUCCUGAAGGCCAAACCGAGUGGCCAUGCUUGUUGUUCAGGGCAAGUUGUGAAGGCGGUAGAAGCUCAGACCAACAAACAGGAAGACAAGAAAGAUGUCCCUGACAAUGUGGUGAUCUACUCAGAGAAAGACGAUUUUGACAAACUAAAAGCGCCACCUCAGAAGACGGUGAAAAGUGAAAAUGACGCGUCAUCAGAGAACGAGCAGCUGUUGAGCCGUAGCAUUGACAGUGAUGAGGAGGCGACGUCUGAGAAGCAAGGGUCAGCCGAGACCAACAACCACAACCUGUGCCUUGUUAACCUGGGGAACAAACCCGACCUCUCCCUGCUCUCUCUGGGCCUCUUGGACCGCGACAGAGCCUGCAAUGGGAGCCCCAACAUUGCAGCCUGCCAGGCCAAUAACAUCCCAAGUCCCAACCCCAUCGGCAAUGUCAACCAUAUCAACAGUGUGAAUGCAAUCAACAACAACAAUAAAACCCCUGGGAUGCUACAGAGCCGAAGGAAAAAGAUCCUGGAUCUGUACACCAGAGCCUGCAAUGUGACAGAGGGCCUGAGUCCAACAGAGCUUCCCUUCGACUGUCUGGAGAAGGCCAGCCGCAUGCUGAGCUCCUCCUACAGCAGUGAGGCGGCUGUGGUGAAGACAUGGAGGCAUCUGGCUGAGAGCUUUGGGCUGAAGCGCGACGAGAUCGGUGGCAUGAGCGACGGCCUGCAGCUCUUUGAGAGAGUGAGCACGGCGGGCUAUAGCAUCCCCGACCUUCUGACCCGUCUGGUACAGAUCGAGAGGCUGGACGCUGUUGAGUCACUCUGCUCGGAUGUGCUGGGCAGUAGUGAGAUGUCGGCAGCAGCUGGACGGCAGGGCAUCAGCAGUUUUCACAGCCAGCUGGUCUGUCCACCCCAGUGCUCAUCUCCAUCCCAGCGCUGUGCUAGUGUCUAAAUACGCAGUGGCGCAGAGACUGAGGACAGCACAUAUACAGUAUACACCUUACCCCAUCACAUGAAGAAUGUCAGUGGACCUCCCUGUGCACAAUCCUUUUUUCUGAUUAUGGGUUGUCAAUAUUAAGAAUCUAGUAAUACCUUAUAUGGCCUUAAUGUUCUCUUUCUGAAGUGCUACAGAGUUUGAGAAAGACAAAAAUCAAAGACCAAAGAUUAAGAUUACUCUCUAGUAUGCUAAUUCAGAUAUUUUCUCCUCUGACAAAGACUAAACCAAACUAGUUUUCUUUUUAUUAGAUUUUUGUCUUUCUAAAAUUUUAGCAAACAAUACGUAGGUUAACUGUGCGCUGGACGUAACACUUUUUUCAAAACUUUUGAUACAACGUUUUGUAUGCUGUUUACAAAAUCCCACAAAUGGUGUGUUGAUGGAAAUGGUCACUGAGCAGCUCCUCUGCAGAAGUGUUUCUUGGCCAUCUGUCCUUCUAGUUCACAGUAUAGAACUCUCUCUUCUACUGCCCCCCUCACUCCUGUGCACGAGCGCUAACGCCACCUGAUUGGUGGAACAAUGUUGUGGGGAAAGUCUGCACCACUUUUUAUCUGUUUCAUUUACAGAGCCAUGGCUUUGUAGGAAAAUCAGAUUUUUUUCAGAGCACACAUAAAACGGAGGGCUAGCAAACUGUGACGAAAUAUUCGCUGAAUUAAUCAAAAAGUGUAUUGGAUUACAAUCACUUUUUAUCCCUUUAAGUGCCUUUCUUGUAGGAACACCAGUACAAGUGCAUUGUAAGUGGAAGGAAUUAGGAUCCCUUCUUAGCUGUCCUUUCACUGAACCUUCUUAUCAGGACCAAAAUCAUUUGGUUAAACCCGCAGCUGACAGAAUUAGAUGUUUGUUUCCAUAUAAAGAAAGUAACCUGGUUUGACUGCAGCAUCGGUUAACAUUCAUAACUGCGCCUAUGGCUGUGUUGUCAUCAUAAAGGAAAGACAGUAGAUAUGAACUUCCCUUUUUCAAAAUAAAAUCAUUAUGCCCAGCUGGAAAUGCUAAAACAUCCAUCAAAUAGGCCUUCAUCUGGUAAAAUAGUGAACUUGCAUUUGGAGAUACACUGGUGUCUUGUCAUGUCAUGUCACCAGCAUACACACAACUGUAGUCAACAUUACAGAACAGUAUUUUCAUUUUUAAAGAAUUACCUACAUACAUUAUGUUGGUAUUUUUAACUGAAUGCUUAAAACUGCCUAUGUAAAUCAAUUGACUUAAACCUAUUUAAGUCAAUUUAGGGUAGAUUCUGCAAUGUUGUUUAUUUAGUACUACUCGGCUCUAUUAAUUGAUUUCCAUAUGUGUGUUAAGAGUGGAAACAAUUGUACUUCACCAAUAGAUAAAGUUUAGUGUGUGUCUUCUGCUUAAACACACAUGUAAAUCCACUUCCCCAACAUAUUUUCUUACUGCAACUACUUCCUCAGCAGUGACCCAGUAUGUGACCCUCCACAUAAUUCUUCCUCUCCCCGCGUAUUCCCCUUUUACCCCAAUGCUGCGGUCUAGUGCUGCCGCCAACCCUAAUUAUUUGGCGUGUGGCUCCCUGGGCCCCUAAUAGGCUGAAGUGUUGUGGUUUACAGAGCGGGUGCAAAGUGCCUGUGAUUUCCAGCACCCAAUUAAGCAUUUAGGGCCACUUAACCACUGAAAGCCCAGUGGAAAAGCUGUAAAACCCUGCAUUAAAAAGAGAGAUGCCACGGCAGAGGCAUGACUAACUGCCCCUGGGGUAGCUGCACUGUGAACGAUGCAAGAAUGCAGCCGGUUGUGGUGGAAGCAGUGCUACGGUCAUCCUAUAACGUCUGACCUUACUCAGCUUUUGUGGUCGACUCAGUCAUGCUCAGACAGGAUUCAAGCUCCCCACUCCCCUAUGGGACCAAUAUGGCAAAUGAGAACAAUAUGCAGGUUGUGAGGGUUGUCCUUUUCUGAAAAGCAGCUGAAGCUGGUUAAGUGUUGUACGUACAGAGACCGAGGGUGGCUCUGAUAAGCAUCAAGUUAAACUUUGGGAAGAGCGUUACGUUAAUGCUCAUAAAAGAUACGAUACUGCCAGUCAACAUCCUGCUUUCUCUAGCAGUUAAGCUUCAAAACUUAGCAGUAAGCUCCAAAGGCCAACUUUGACAAGCAAUGCCAAGACUUGCUUUGAUCUAAUUUCUUGGGAAUGGGACUGAUCUUUAUCUCAUGUCUGAUGUUGUCAGUAUAAUGUCCCAUGACUGUUCUGCACAAAAUCAAACACAUCACUCGCUGCCAAGUUCUUUCUCUACUGCUUUUUUUUUUUUCGUUCAUUUUUUACAGUGCAAACUCUGGGGCUGGACUCCAGCACUUUAAAUUAAUUAAUGUGCAUGUUUAUCAAGCAUGUGUUCAUAUUUUUUGUUCUUUAAUGUCUCCUGUCAACGCAAAUAACAAGCUCCCAUUUGAAUAUACUGCCUUCUUAGAGCAGUGUUGUCUUCAUCAAAUCAAAUUAAAUUGAAAACAGGUUUCACUAGUUAUUUUUUAUGAUGUUUUAUGCUGUUGAACUAUUGUAAAUAAUCUAAUUUGGUGGAUUGAACUGAAAUGGACUCAAGCCCUGUUUUCAGACAGGCAAAAAACUUGUGUGACAUAUAUUACGCUGAUAGGAUGAUAUACAGAAGCCAAAAUGGAUUACUUACCUCAGUAGCACACUCAAAGAACACAGUAGAACAUGUAGAAACACACA